AUGGCAGAGUCAGCUGUGAGCUUUGCUAUUAACAAGUUGGAUGCAUUGCUAAUUCAAGAAGUGAAACUAUUGAAAGGCAUCCGCAAAGGAGUUGAAGAUAUCAAAGAUGAUUUGGAAGCCAUUAGAGCUUUCCUGAAAGAUGCAGAUUCGAAGGCAGAGAGAGAAGGAAUCAAUGAGGGUGUGAAAGUAUGGGUCAAGCAAGCAAGGGAAGUGGCCUAUCACAUUGAAGAUAUCAUUGACGAAUACAUGCUUCGCGUGGCACAACAUCAUGGUCAACGUGGAUUUAGAGGCUUCUUGCAAAGUAUUGCUUCCUCAGUUAUGAAACUAAAAGCACGCCACGAGAUAGCGAUGGAGAUUCAAGAUGUUAGGAAAGCUCUUCAAAAAAUCAAGGAGAGAAGGGAAUCAUUCCAAUUCAAUUCUUCAGAGCAAGGAGCAUCUAGUAGUGCAAGAAGAGCCAUAUUGCAUGAUCCUCGAAUGGGUUCUCUUUUCAUUGAAGAAGGUGAACUUGUUGGCAUUGAAUCUUCGAGAGAUAAACUGACAAGUUACAUGGUAGAUGGUGCAUCUCAAAGGACGAUCAUCUCAUUGGUUGGUAUGGGGGGAGUGGGUAAAACCACUCUUGCUAAAAAAGUAUAUGAUAACCUAAGAGUGAAAGAUCACUUCAGAUGUCAUGCUUGGGUGACGGUGUCUCAAUCAUAUGAUAAGAAGGAGUUACUGAAGAGCAUUCUAAGGAAACUCUGUGAAGCCAAAAAAGAUUGUUGUCCUGAAAACAUUGUCACAAUGGACGAGUCAUCAUUAAUUGGCAAGCUCAGAAAUUAUUUACGACUAGAGCGGUAUUUCAUUGUAUUCGACGAUGUAUGGGAAAUUGGCUUUUGGGAAGAUGUAGAGCAUGCUUUGCUGGAUAAUAAAAAAGGCAGUAGAAUAUUGAUCACAACAAGAAAUGAGGGUGCUGCUGAUUUCUGUAGGAGAUAUUCAUCAGUUCAUGCCCAUUUGCUAGAACCUCUAGGCCAACAAGAUUCAUGGGAGUUGUUUUGCAAGAAGACAUUCAUGCAUGACUUUGAAGGGCGUUGCCCUAAAGAUUUGGAAGAGUUAUCCAGGGACAUUGUUGGAAGAUGCGGAGGAUUGCCUCUUGCCAUUGUGGCUAUCGGCGGAUUGCUAGCGAGCAAAGAAAAGGUGGUUCUAGAGUGGGAAAAAUUGUUCAAUAAUCUUGGUUCUACAUUAAGGAGUGAUCCACAUCUUGAGAAUGUCACCAAAAUUCUCUCUCUUAGUUUUGGUGAUCUUCCUUACCACCUUAAAUCUUGUUUCUUAUACUUGGGCAUGUUUUCGGAGGAUUUUUCCAUUGGACGCGGAAGGGUAAUUCGAUUAUGGGUAGCUGAAGGUUUUGUACAAGAAAAGCAAGGCAUGACAUUAGAAGAGGUUGCAGAAGAAUACUUGAUUGAACUUGUCCAUCGAAGUUUGGUUCAAGUGGAUAUUGUUCAUCCUGAAGGAACUCUCCUCACAUUUCGAGUUCAUGAUUUGGUACGUGAGGUCAUUCUUUCCAAGUCAGAGGAAUUGAGUUUGUGCCAUGUUUCAAGUAAUUGCUCAAGGAUGGAAAGCAUAGCUAGACACCUUUCUAUAAGCAAAAGAGGAAAUGGGAAUAAAAAAAGCGACACCAAGUCACAAACACGCUCUAUUAUGAUCCUCGAUGGAACAGAGCUUCAAAAGCCCAUAAUUGAUUGGAUAUUUGAAAAAUGCAAGCUGUUGACAACAUUAGAUUUUGAAUGUUGUCCAAUAAGUUACAUUCCCAAAGAAUUGGGAAAUUUGUUGCAUCUAAAAUAUUUCAACUUAAGGAAAACCAAAGUGUCAAAACUUCCAAAAUCAAUUGGGAAGCUACAGAACUUAGAGUUCUUAGAUGUCAGAGAUUCUUCAGUGGAAGAGUUGCCAGUUGAGAUUAAUAGAUUCUCCAAAUUACGAUAUCUUUUAAGUAGUCAUGCGUUAAAGAUACAUGGCAGCAUUAGGUAUUUAGAGUUCUUGCAAACACUACAUAGAAUUAGAUUAGAUGAUGAUCAAGGUGUGAGAUUAAUUAAUGAGUUAGGAAAGUUGAAGCAAUUGAGAAAAUUAGGGAUUAGAAGUUUGAAAAGUGAAUAUGGAAGGGAUCUGUGCACUGUAUUGGAGAGUAUGACUCAACUGCAGUCCCUACGUGUUUAUACAAUCAAUGAGGAUGAGAUUCUUGAAGUGCAAUCUAUGUCUGCUCCUCCUUCUCACCUUCAGACUCUCACACUUGGGGGACACUUAGAAAGGUUCCCUGAUUGGGUUUCCAAACUACAAAAUCUAGUUCAAUUGAUUUUGUGGUAUUCAAGAUUGAAGGAUGAUCCGAUAAAAGUUAUCCAAGCUUUGCCUAAUUUAAAAGUUCUUGGGCUGGUUUCUGGAUAUAGUGGAGAGAAGAUUCAUUUCAAAGGAGGGUUUCAAAAACUCAAGCUGUUAGGUCUUGCAGGGUUGAAUGAGUUAAAAACGAUGACAAUUGACAAAGGAGCAAUGCCUUUUGUUGAAACGUUGCAAAUAGGUCCUUCCUCACAAUUGAAGGAGGUGCCCUCUGGAAUUCAACACUUGAAACACCUCAAAGAGCUAUAUUUUGCUGGGAUGUCAAAUGAGUUCACACAAAGGUUGUCUCGUGAAGAAGGGGAAGACUAUUGGAAAGUGAAGCAUGUACCAUUUCUCCUAUAUGAUGGUACAUACGACCCUGAUGAUCAAACUUCUUAUGCAGCACGGUUGAAGCGACAUUUAAGAUGGUACGCAUUAUUUAUUUUCAGAAAUGUAAAAUUGAGUGAAUAG
Dovyalis caffra is the source of this 2808-nucleotide messenger RNA. Lineage: Eukaryota; Viridiplantae; Streptophyta; Magnoliopsida; Malpighiales; Salicaceae. The record is from the annotation of a GenBank genome assembly.